Messenger RNA from Sesamum indicum (sesame), 1248 nucleotides. Its product is annotated as translocon-associated protein subunit alpha. The record is from RefSeq and is a predicted model, not a curated record. NCBI's taxonomy places the organism in Eukaryota, Viridiplantae, Streptophyta, Magnoliopsida, Lamiales, Pedaliaceae. Gene Ontology annotation, cellular component: endoplasmic reticulum; endoplasmic reticulum membrane.
GCGUUAAAAGUCUUUCUCUGUUGGUUCCACACUCACAACACUUCCUUCUUUUCUUCUGUGUCUUUUGGGGCAAUUAAUAAUAAAAAAGAUGAAGAUGACAAUUAGGGUUUGUUUGAUCCUAACUCUGCUCCUCUUUUCCUCUUCGUUUCUUCAAGUUACAAGAUGUGAGCCAGAUCCUGAUGCAGAAGUUGUUGAUUCGUCUGACGAAGGAGAUCUUGGGAUUGUUGGGGAGGAUGUCCAAGAUUUUGGUGGUGGAAGCUUUAAUCCAGCUCCAGGAGUGGAAACUGUUUGUGUUUUCCCCAAAAACCCCUCAAAAGUGAUAGCAGCUGGGGAAGAAAGUGAACUUCUUGUUGGAAUUAAAAAUGAGGGGGAAUCAAGUAUUAAUGUUAUUGCAAUCCAGGCCAGUGUUUAUCUUCCUUUUGAUCACAGAUACCUGAUUCAGAAUCUCUCCGCCCAGGCUUUUAGAAAUGCAUCAGUUCCUCCAUCAGCUCAAGCAACUUUCCCUUAUAUAUUUGCCGUAAGCAAGUUCUUACAGCCGGGUGAAUUUGAUCUUGUGGGGACUAUUGUAUAUGAGAUCAACCAGAACCCUUACCAGAGUACCUUCUACAAUGGAACAGUUGAAGUUACUGAAGUAGGUGGCCUGUUCAGUGUCGAGUCAGUGUUCUUGUUUUGCCUUGGUGUGGCCCUCCUUGGACUUCUUGGGUUUUGGAUACGCAGCCAAAUUCAAAAUUUAUCCAAGAAAACCAAGAGGGUCACGAAGGUCGAAGUUGGAACUGCAAAAACUGAUGCCUCAAUGGAUGAGUGGCUGCAGGGCACUGCAUACACUCAGUCUCUUUCCAACAAAUCAAAGAAGAAGAAGUAGAUCAACAUGCUCAAACAGUUGACUGUAACCAGCAGCAAAAUGGAGGCAAUGGUUCUUGUAGCAAAGCUUAGGGCUUCGAACAUAUGAGGAAGAUCAAUAGGUCGGAGUAGAUUUAAAAAAAAAAAAAAAAAUGGUAAUGGGAAAACCUGUCUUACUGUUGUAGCAUGAGGAAGAAACUUUCACAUUUUCUUUUUUCCUUGGGAACAAUUCUUAAAAGAUUGAGCCAUUUUCUUACCAAACUGACUGAGAGUAAGCUUCCCAAGGCGACGGGCUUACUAGAAUCAGAUUUAGAUUAUUGUCAUUUUUGCCAAUUAAGUUAUGACGAUUCUGAGCCUGUGAAGUCGAUAUUUAGUGAUUUAAUGCAUUUGGUAUAUGUUUAGUUUAAA